Akanthomyces muscarius is the source of this 714-nucleotide messenger RNA. RefSeq lists its product as uncharacterized. The transcript is spliced from 2 exons. Lineage: Eukaryota; Fungi; Ascomycota; Sordariomycetes; Hypocreales; Cordycipitaceae. The record is from RefSeq and is a predicted model, not a curated record. Gene Ontology annotation, molecular function: ATP binding; protein serine/threonine kinase activity. The coding region runs from base 1 to 714 and encodes 237 amino acids. Gene Ontology annotation, biological process: protein phosphorylation.
AUGGAGCGUGCAUUUCGCUGGAUGGCUAAGGGUACAUACACGUCUGGCCCGCGUUCCGGCCAGCCUUCCGUUCACAAAUGGUUCAAAUCGGGCAGCGUCUUCUCCGAUGACUUUUUCACUCUUGACAUAAAAGCCGUGGACAAAGCGCUGGAAUUCAUUGACAAGUUCAAUGAGCUAGGUGUUGUUGGCAAGGUCAUCAAGCUCAACAUAUCAACGGUCUGGGAGUUUGUAGAGGGUCAUCGUGAAGGCGAAAAGAUUCUCGUCGAGCCAUUCAUCAGAGACUACCAAAAGUUCAAUAGCAACAGUGGCUGGACAAACGACGGCGAUGGCUGGGCGGAGGUUAUGCAGGCUCUCAGCCAUUUCAGCUACCACAUUAGCGGCGGGUUUUACGAUUUAUGCGACAUUCAGGGUGGCAUCUACUCAAGAGAGGUUGUGCUCUCUGACCCAGUCAUCCUCUCGCGUACUCGUCAAUUUGGCGUCACGGAUCUCGGUCCUGCCGGCAUCAGCUCAUUCUUUUACGAGCACCGCUGUAACGACUACUGCCGCCCACACUGGAGCCGCCCUGCAAACCCGGCGAGGCACUUUCGCCCUGUGAGCGGAACCUCUAUGCUCCGUCGCGAUGUCCCAACAGGCGCGGGAGGACAUCCAUUAUCUGGAAUCGUUGGCUUCUCGAACAACGCGAUUGCUGAGGAGGAUGAGGAAGAUUAUUGGUAG